AUGUUCUCCAACAGACGCACCACAACACCUGAGGAGCAGAGGGGCUUCAAGACGCACACGCCUCACUUCAUCCCAUGGCUGCGCAACAGCCUGAAGGCUCAGCACAGCAGCGGUGACCUGGGCCUCAACGGGCCAUGCAAAUCCAGCUCGGAGGCCCGCAAUACCUUGACCCCGCUGGAGAGAGCCAAAGGAAUCGGGUUCUUCUCCAUCCAGGGGAAGGAGCGGGCAAAGAAGGGGGAACUCAGAUGUAAUGGCAUUGGGAUGCUGCCAGUGGUGUUGAAGGGACACCACAUCCUGCCAGGAAGUCUGGGGAAGCAGAAGGAGAGUUGUCCUGCCAGGUGGGGCAAGACUAAAGACCAGGAACCCAGCACACAGCUUGGCCCAGAGGAGGGUCAGUGGGACAGUUCUUCCACCACUUUGGACAACCACAACUUUGCAAAGAACCAAAGCAACAAACUGAGCCUCCGUCAGGUAAAGAACGACACAAACUCAGUCAGGAAGUACGGGCCUUUGGUGGGACCCCCUCCAACUCCAGUCCCUGUGGUGCUGGCUGAGAGGCCCAGCUGUGAGGUGCCUGUUGUGGUAUGCAUGGAAGACGGGGAAAGAAAGGUGUGGGACUACAGCAGCCACACCACCUACCGGCAGAGAGACCUCCAUUCAUCCAGCUGGCUGAGCUCAGACACUCAGGGGCUCAUGGAGAGGCAGCAUGGGUUCAGCUCCAGCUUCAGCUACGUCAACAAGCACGGCAGAAGCUCACAGAGUCAAAGGGAUCUGAGGGAGGCCCCAGCGGAGGCCUUAAACGGGCCCCUGAAUGGACUCAUCUUCUCCACCGAGAUCCCCCACAGAGGCCUGAGCUGUACCACAUCUCUGAGAGGCCUGAGGAAAUCCAGACCGAUCUCGGAGCGCAUCACAGUCCUGGGUCAGAACCAAACGUGGGUGCAGCACAGACCAAACGCUGAAGAGGGACCGCAGAGGAAGGAAGCAGGGUGUACGAGAAAAGUGGUCCGAAACCAGAUCAAACGAGUGAUGGACAACCUGGAGCAGGUCCUCACAGCUUUGAAGGACAUCCAGCAGGAAAUGAAAGAGGUGGUACAGCAGAUUGAUUAUCUAACCUCCUCUAUUGAUCUGGAUGAGGAGGAGCAGCAAACUGGAGGAGACGCUAAGCCUCCAAGUGACAGGAGCUACAGUUCAGGUUCUAGCUCUGCCGAUGUAACAACGGGUAGGACCCAUCGGAGGCCUCCAGAAGCUGAAAACCAGCCAGGACCCAUGGAGCCGUGUGGCUUCAGCAGAAGAGAUCAUGGCAGCAGAUGCCAGUCUCCACAGAAUGCACAGCUGACCUCGAUUAGCUCAGGCUUUUUGUCAGAAAGAAGUCCGACUCUUCGUUUAACCUGUGGUUCCGUGUCCUCGCUGAGAAAAGGCGGGCCGCAGCUUCAUGUGAACAACUUCCCCCCUUUAGAUUCACCUCAUAUUCAAAACCUUCCCACUUAUAAUCACAUUCUGUCCCCCAGAAGAAGCAUCCCCGCCCGUCCUCCCACUCCUGGUCUUUCUCCCCUAACAGUGAACCUGCAUCACCCCUGCAGUCCUGGCUCGCAGCCUUGCUCCCCAGGAGGGUCCUCUUCCAUCAGAAUCAGUGUCGUCUCCCCUCCGUCUCCGAAGCUUCAUCCACCCCCUCCACUCAGCUCGUCUGUCAUCAUAGAGACCAAAGUUGGGUCUAAUCAGACCCCACAAGGCGGUCUCCCAUCUGCUGGUCUGCUGUCACCGUCUCUGAGCCCCCCUCAGUCUAAAAGCUGCCCACCCACCAACAUAGAGACUCAAACCUCGACCCUGGAUGACAGAGAGUGGCGAGCAUCCUCAGCAGGACCCUCACGUGUUUGCACCACCUCCGCAGGCGCAACUAAGCCCCCCACCUCACAAGGCCGCAGGGGUCGCAAGCCUCCACCAUACCCCCAUAGCAGACUCUCCGAACCCACAAAGAAAAUAAAGGAGCCCUGCAAAGCUCCUCCGUACCCUGAGAAGAGAAGGCUGCAGUCAACCACUGUGUGAGACAACACAGCAGAAGGGGGAGGCCGAUUGAACAAUCAUACA
Messenger RNA from Nematolebias whitei (Rio pearlfish), 2085 nucleotides. RefSeq lists its product as uncharacterized. Bases 1 to 2043 code for a protein of 680 amino acids. The record is from RefSeq and is a predicted model, not a curated record. Gene Ontology annotation, biological process: positive regulation of translation; positive regulation of cell size. The transcript has 2 exons. Lineage: Eukaryota; Metazoa; Chordata; Actinopteri; Cyprinodontiformes; Rivulidae.